AUGAGCAAGAUGCAUCACAGUGAGAGCCGUGUGAGGCUCCGGCGCGAGUUCUCCCAGCUUCCGAUUACAGCUUUGGACUUCUAUACAUCUCGCUUAGGCAACGUCUACCUCUUGGCAGGGGAGGACACGCGACUGACCGUGUAUGCUGUGGAACCCGCAACCGAGCAGCAUUCGCUUUGCUGGAGCGAGGCCGUCUUUUACGACCAGCCCCUGCACGGCAUACGGGUGCAAGAGCCGCGCAAUGGCGAGACUCCGCGGGUCAUCGUCUGGGGCUCGUCGGAUGUCGCGGUGCUGGACGUGUCCGCGCUCGACACGGAGGCCAAGACGGUCGAUGUCGUAGCCAGGGGGACCGCCCCAGACUGGAUCUACGAUGCUGCCGCCUCCCCGUGGGACUCGUCUCUCGCCGUCGUCAUUACCGCGCACAAUGAAGUAGUCCCUGCCCGGAUAGACGCGUCGGGGACCGUCACAUUCGGCGCCCUGACGUCUCCAUCACGGCCGAUGCUCUACAACGGCCGUCUCGCAUGGCUGUCGCGAGACACCCUGCUCGUCGCAGCUGGCACCGUGUUUGGCGACGUCGUGGUCUGGAAGUAUCACUUCGCCAGCGACGAAAUGAGCCGUGGGAGGCACGACAUGAUGUGUACCCUGACGGGCCACGAAGGGUCCAUCUAUGGCGUGGACAUAUCUCCUGAGAUUACAAGACCUGAUGGAGAGUCAGUACGACUGCUGGCGAGCUGCAGCGACGACAGAACCAUUCGUAUCUGGGACGUUGCGACGGGAGAGCAGGCGACUCCGUCAGACGCGGGGCCUAGCGAGGUUACCGAGACGGGUUUCAGGCCGACGCCGGAUUACGACGCUCAGGCGACUGGCGAAGAUGCGGUGCGGCCUGUCGCAACGGCUAUGGGACACGUCUCGCGUAUUUGGGGAGUCAAGUUUGGACUAUCAGACGCCUGCGACACCUUCGGCUCAAAUAUUCCCGUGUACUCGUUUGGUGAAGAUUCCACGGCUCAGAGAUGGCAACUCGAACUGGACUCUGGGGCGGAUCAGGGGAAGAAGCUGUCGGGCAAGUUGGUCCACAAACAGACGUACUCGCUGCACAACGGCAAGCACCUCUGGGCGGGUGCCGUGCUGUACCGCGACGAGGCGACACUCAUCGCAACGGGGGGCGGAGACAGCAAGAUUGGCUUGAUCACAGAACCACGCCCAGGACAAUCGACAACGCAGACUUCGCCUCGCGGCGUUAUCACAGUCGACAUUCAGGACGUCCUCGACUCAGCACAAGCCCGCCCGGCUGCUGGCCGCGAAAUGAUCAGCCGCUACGACUUUGUAAAAGAGGACCAGAUUCUCGCCAUCACCAACUUGGGGCGCCUCUUCAUCGGAGCUUUGGGCGACGGUAUAGCUUGGCAAGAGGUCACGGCGAGCGAUGAGCUUACUGCCGAGUUGAAGCUCACAUACGUCUUCCGCGUGGUGCAUGACGGAGCUGCUAUACUUGGCACGACUGACGGCACAAUUUUCUACGUUAGGGGGGCGGAGCAAAUCACUCGUGUGACUCGAGUUCCCGGCAGAGUCAUCGAUGUUAGUGUCCUCUCGAAAGGGGCUUCAGCAAGGGACAGCGACUCCCCUGUGGAGAUACUCGUACACUUGCACGGAACCUCGGAGUCCUGUUACAUUACUAUCGACUUCAACGGCGUGGCUUCAAGUUCCUGCCAAACCAAAGGCCUGGAUAGCAGGUUUGUGGCCACAUCUGCAGCAAAGAUCGGCGAGCUUCUCAUCAUGGGAUCUCGCCAUGGCUGGAUAUCGCUGCUCCGGAAACAAGGGGACGCCUGGAGUCCAGUCUACGAUCUCGCGACGCGAAGCCGCGAUGCCAUCACCUCAAUCGUUGCACUUCCUUCCAAAACCGACCUUUCAACUCCUUCGAAAUACUUCCUUGCGACGAGUCGUGACGGCAAGUAUCGCAUCUACGAACUCGAGCAAGAAGGACAAUCGCCGCAAAUUCAUCUCCUGCACGAGACAGCGCCGCCGUUUGGGCCCAUGAUAGAAGGCGCUUGGUUCACUCACGAUGUCCAGGAUCCGGAGCUGGUCCUGUACGGCUUCCGCAGCAAAGACUUUGUCAUUUGGAACGAGACACGGAGGGAAGAGGUCGCGACGGUCGAGUGCGGAGGCGCGCACCGCACCUUUCGACUUUGGAGCAGUGCCUCGGAUCCCGGGCGGUAUCACUUUGCCUUUACUAGGACCUCGAAGCUGUCCGUCUAUUCGCAGGCACGGACGCCACAUUGUACGCUCAGGAACGGGACUCACGGACGCGAGAUACGGGCCCUGAGCUCUCGUGGGCGGUAUCUUGCGUCCGGCGCGGAGGACACGUCGAUUCGCAUAUGGGAGUAUUGCGAAAGUUCACGGCCCGGGCAGAGGGAGAUGCGUUGCCUGGCGUCCAUCAAGUCGCAUGUCACCGGUAUCCAGCGGCUUCAGUUCUUGGACGACGAGUAUCUGUUCAGCAGCGCCGGAAACGAAGAGUUCUUCGCCUGGAGGAUACGUGUCUUGGAUUCCGCGUACCGCGGGCUGGCGAUCAUGUGCGAGGGCGUGUUUUCAGACAAGAGCCCGGUCGGCGACUUGCGCAUCAUGGACUUUGACGUUUGCAGAUGCGAUUCUGGGGACGGCAUGCUGGUCACGCUGGCCUUUUCCAAUUCCGCGGUCAAGACAUACCGCUACUGGCCGGGGGGCAGGUUUGAGCCCUACGCGCAGGGGUUCUACACGGGGGCCUGUCUCACUCAGGCACGGCAUCUUGGCGUUUGCGGGGGCAACGGCUGGAUCAUGACCGCAUCCACGGACGGGCACCUCGCCCUGUGGAGGGAUGCGGCCGACGCGGGGGGCAGCAGCACCAGGACGUACGCCCUUGCAGAGGCGGCGCAGGUGCAUCAGAGCAGCAUCAAGAGCCUGGACAUGGUGAGGCGAGGGGAGGAUGCAUUUACUAUCGUCACUGGCGGAGACGACAACGCACUUGGCCUCGCCACAGUCUUGAGAAAGGAUGGCGAGAAUGGGUUUAGGAUAGGAGGGCGAGGGAUCGUACGGCGCGCACACGCCGCAGCAAUCAACGGCGUCGUGCUUGCGGGCGACGAAGGCGACGAAGACGGCAUCACGGCCGUGAGCGUGAGCAACGAUCAGCGCGUCCGGGCAUGGAGGAUCAGCGCCGCGGGCGACGACGAGCGCAGGGUCGAGCUCGUGGGCUCCGUGUUCAGCGGCGUCGCGGAUCCAGGAGACGUGGCGUGCGUCUCCAUCUCCAGGGGCAGCGGCAGCGGCAGCGGCAGCGGCAGCGAGCGCGAGCGACAACGGCGCGUGGUGCUGGGCGGCGUCGGCGUCGAGGUAUGGAAUCUAGAGGCCAUGAAUUGA
Messenger RNA from Purpureocillium lilacinum, 3381 nucleotides. RefSeq lists its product as uncharacterized. Gene Ontology annotation, cellular component: cytoplasm. Gene Ontology annotation, biological process: tRNA methylation. NCBI's taxonomy places the organism in Eukaryota, Fungi, Ascomycota, Sordariomycetes, Hypocreales, Ophiocordycipitaceae. The record is from RefSeq and is a predicted model, not a curated record. Gene Ontology annotation, molecular function: protein binding.